GUUGGAGGCUCCAACAAAAUAAUUCGCGGGCGAAAGAGGGAAGAGUUCGACCGAGAAAGCGAGCUCGGCUCGCCGCAACCAUCGACCUUCGGUGUCAGGAAAGAUCGAGAAAGAUAGAGGCGCUCGAACGGAAAUCGUGAGGCUUGCCGUCGGAAUUCCGUCGCCUUGCUGCUUGUCUCCUCUUCCUUGCGUCGCGCACUUCCCCGACGGGAAGAGAGGAUAUCUGGCUUUGUUUCGUAAUCAAUUCGAUAAAACCGAACCCUAGGAUGCCUGUAGCAUUUGCUGUCAGCUCCUUACCUCUGGUAACCCCAGCAAACCUCAAGGGUCAAUGGAAUGGCCAAAGCAAGCAAAAUGAUAAGCCGGUCAGGAACAUGUUGCACUUCCAACCUUUGAAUGUGAGGAGGCAUCAUAGACUUGUGAUUUCUAGACCAGCGAGGCUUUCCACACAGUUAUUGUCUAAUCCCACAAGAACCCAGUCUCCUGCUAUUGUGUGCUCUGUUGCUCUGAAUGCAAGGUGCUCAGCCUCUGGACAAACUCAAACUGUGCUUAAGCAGUCACCGACAAUUACCCAGGCCCCUGUACGAGAACCAACAAAGACGCCGGAGAUCGAUGAUGGAGGGCCUGGACUUCCACCGGGCGAUGAUGGUGGAGGUGGCGGCGGUGGAGGUGGUGGAGGGAACUGGUCUGGCGGCUUCUUCCUAUUCGGCUUUCUGGCCUUCCUGGGAUUUCUGAAAGACAAUGAGGGCGAAGAUGAGUACGGGGAAGGCAAGAGAAGGCGAAACUAGUCCCGCUCUGGUAAUGGGUAAAUGUGAUUCUUUAUAGAAACUUCAUCCAGUCCAAAAAUAGGAUAUUUCUAUGGAACUUUAACUAUAGAGAGCGUUGGCUUUGUAUUUGCCCGCCUGAAGCAGUAUUCGGUUCCCGCUACUUUGCUCCUUGUAUAAUGUUUACUUGAUAUCAAUUGUUUUUCCUCCCCAACAUAAAUCGAAGAUUGUUCUGGUUCGACCGGACUCGAAAGAAUGCUCGGAAAGGUCACAAACUCAUGCUCGUAACAGAC
Molecule: messenger RNA, 1054 nt
Organism: Linum tenue
Lineage: Eukaryota; Viridiplantae; Streptophyta; Magnoliopsida; Malpighiales; Linaceae
Source: the annotation of a GenBank genome assembly